AUCAUUAUUGGGACAUAAUCAAAUUUCAAUUUCAAAUUCUGAGUCCCGUGGGUGGUAUUAGGGGAUCUGAUUACAAUUUUGGGUUAUGUUGACAGGAGAGGAAAGUGUGUGCUGCCACUUUCAUCUUUCCAAUUGCUUGAACAGUUUAUGGAUGUAUGUCAUCUUAAGGAGAUUUGUUUUAAAGGCAAUCCUUAUACCUGGAAUAAUGGAAGAUCAGGUAGUUCUAAUGUGCAACAACGGCUUGAUAGAGGUUUGGCUGAUGAAGUGUGGUUCUAGUGCUUCCCAUAUGCUCAACUGUUUCAAGAGCUGCGUAUAGGGUCUGAUCAUGGGCCACUUAUUUUAUAUAUGGAUAUAUUUGACAAUCAUUUUAAAUGGGUAGUGUUAGUAUUUGUUAGUGGAGAGGCUUGAACAUCUAAAGGGAUGCAGAUCACCUGCUGCCCAAGGGCAGCGUGGCCACCUAAGCCACAUGGGGGUCUGCAAUGUGAGCCUUAAGCUAAGUGGAGAGAUUCUCAUAGUAAUAAUUUAUGUCCCAUAAGAUUAGUGUGUUACUGCCUUAGUCUGCAAGGUUUGACAUUUAUAACUUCAUAAAUGAAGCGUUGAGUAGCUUUAGUCUAGCAAUACCUUCUGUCAAUAAUCAUUCUUCACAUCUAGUUUAUGCCUCCGUUCACUGGGGCAUUUUUUUUUUCUCGGGUCUGGUAGCAUGCCAUUGGUGUCUCCUUAUCCUUGGUAUAAUACAGAAUGUGCAGGACUGCAGCAAUCAAAUCUCAAUAUCUUAUGCUGGUGUCUACAAAUCCAAGUGCGGUGGGAGGCUGCAGUUGUAAAAGUUCAUUCGUGGUGAAACGGUAGGUCGUUCAAGCAUAUUGCCCAUAUUUCCGGCAAGGAUGGAAAAUCAUCUGAAUCUGGAGUCAAUUCAUUUUUCUACAGGAUAACAAUAAUCUGAAUUCGUACACAUUGAGCAAUCAUGUAAUAUUUUGAAGUUACUUGACUUGUCUUGCCUUAGGAACUCAUAGAUGAUUGAUCGUCCUGGUAUUUUGUAAUUAGCCCGUGUGAUAAUUUAGUUCCGAUGGGGGUCAUGUUGAACGAAGUUGAUUAUGGGACGGUCACCUCAUUGUGGGUCAUCAUAUAAGAGGUUACUGAGCAAUACAGCAUACAAACAACA
Molecule: messenger RNA, 1159 nt
Organism: Rubroshorea leprosula
Lineage: Eukaryota; Viridiplantae; Streptophyta; Magnoliopsida; Malvales; Dipterocarpaceae
Source: the annotation of a GenBank genome assembly